Molecule: messenger RNA, 882 nt
Organism: Spinacia oleracea (spinach)
Lineage: Eukaryota; Viridiplantae; Streptophyta; Magnoliopsida; Caryophyllales; Amaranthaceae
Exons: 2
Coding region: 109-591 (160 amino acids)
Source: RefSeq, a predicted model, not a curated record
AGACCAUACUCGUAUAACUCUUCUUUACUUAUGCCCUCUUCUCUUUCUCUCUCCUCAAUUUCUCUGCCCCUCCUCUCAAAUUAGGGGGUGACCCACACCACCCCCCCAAUGUCUCCACCCAAAAACCACCCUCGUCGGCCGUCAGCGCCGCUGUUAAAGCAGAAAUCAUGGUCGCCGGAUUCUUACCGUGAGGAGCUGUGGCUACGCCGUAAAGAACAAAGUGGUCCUCGCCGAAGCAAGAGUCUUACCGAUGAAGAUUUCGACGAGCUUAAAGCCUGUUUCGAACUCGGAUUCGGGUUUAACCCGCCUGAAUUGGGACCCGAUCAAAGAUUAUCCGACACUCUCCCUGCUUUAGGUUUUUACUUGGCCGUUAACAAGAGCUAUAACGACACCGUUUUGAAGUCUAACAAGUCGUCUUCUUCGUCGUUGUCGUUACUGGGGACUGCUUCUUCGUCGGAAAGUGAUUUGUCUCUUUCUUCCCCCGUCGGAAGCCCUCUCUCCAUAAUUUGCCCAGGUGAUGAUCCAAAGACAAUUAAGACAAGGUUGAGACAUUGGGCACAGGCAGUUGCCUGUUCAGUGAAGCAAUGGUGAUUAAUCGCGUAUACAUCUGAUCCAUAAGCUUAAACAAACUAUUACAGGGGUUAACUAGCUUGAACAUAACCAAGGACUAAUAGCUUUUCUUUACCAAAAUUAACCCAAAACAUCCUUGAACUAAUUUACUUUAAUUACAUUUUAACAAUGUUGUUAUAUGUUAAUCUCAUUUCUCACCUUCUCUUUUAUAGCGAAAAUACCAUAGUUAGCUGAUAUAUAAUAUAUGUCGUUGCACUCAAUGUGACCCCAACUUUGGUUUAAUUUGAUUAAUUUUACUUGGGUUUUGAUUCA